GGCCAUGUCAAAUCACUGCACAAUGAAAACAAGACAUCCGUUAAUGAACGUUUAAUGAUGAUCUGUUUUUUUCACCGAGGGAAAAUGACACAGCAGACCUGUCCGCGCUCAUAAAUGUUCUAAAUUGGCAGUAAGUUUAAGUUAAGCCAUGUCGGAUACAUGGAGUCACAUCCAGGCGCACAAAAAGCAGCUGGAUUCCCUGCGAGAGAGGCUGCAGAGGAGAAGAAAAGACACAACUCAGCUGGGCAUCGAGAUUGGAGGUGUUGAGGGUGGAUCCGCAAGGAGCGACAGCCCUGGACCGGCACUACAGAGUCCUCCGCAAGUGGAAGUUGAGCAGCCUCCAGACCCGGAACUAGAGAAGAGGCUGCUGGGAUACCUGUCUGAACUGAGUCUUUCUCUGCCAACUGAUUCCCUAGCCAUCACCAACCAGUUAAACACAUCUGAGUCUGCAGUUUCCCAUGCCUGCAUUCAAAGUCUCCUCCUCAAAUUUUCUGCCCAAGAACUUAUUGAAGUUCGGCAGCCAUCCAUCACUGCCUCCUCGUCCUGUUCCUCCUCCACCCUUGUCACUUCAGUCGACCACACCAAACUAUGGGCUAUGAUUGGCAGCACAGCCCAGCCACAGAGAACUGCCAUUAAAAGAAAAGGAGAUGACAUCAUCCAUCAAAAAAGAGCCCCAGGUUCCUCCCCUUUGCUUCAAACACCAUCUUCACCUCCAAAGAAAUCCUCUGCAUCACUGGGUCCUGCCUCAAACUCGCAGCUUACUGGAUCCUCUGGGGUUGGAGGGGAUGGACCUGAGAAAAAAGGGCGGAACAGUAAGGUGCAAGCGUCUCAUCUGGACAUGGAAAUUGAGAGUCUGCUGAGCCAGCAGUCCACUAAGGAACAGCAAAGCAAAAAGGUGAGCCAAGAGAUCCUAGAGCUGUUGAACACCAGUUCGGCAAAGGAACAGUCGAUUGUGGAGAAGUUUCGAUCACGAGGCAGAGCUCAAGUACAGGAGUUCUGUGAUCAUGGGACGAAAGAAGAGUGUGUGCAGUCGGGGGACACACCUCAGCCCUGCACCAAAUUGCACUUCAGGCGAAUCAUCAACAAACACACAGACGAGAGCCUUGGGGACUGCUCCUUUCUGAAUACUUGUUUCCACAUGGACACUUGUAAAUAUGUUCACUAUGAGAUUGACAGCCCUCCUGAAGCAGAGGGUGACACAUUGGGGCCCCAGGCAGGGGCCACUGAGCUUGGACUGCACUCCACGGUGGGAGACAGCAACGUUGACAAGUUGUUUCCUUCACAGUGGAUCUGCUGUGACAUCCGUUAUCUGGAUGUGUCCAUCCUGGGGAAGUUUGCAGUGGUGAUGGCCGACCCACCUUGGGACAUUCACAUGGAGCUUCCAUAUGGAACGCUCACAGACGACGAGAUGAGGAAACUCAACAUUCCUAUUCUGCAGGAUGACGGUUUCCUCUUCCUCUGGGUCACAGGAAGAGCUAUGGAGCUGGGCAGAGAGUGUCUAAACUUAUGGGGCUACGAGCGUGUAGAUGAGAUUAUCUGGGUGAAGACUAACCAGCUUCAGAGAAUCAUUCGUACUGGAAGGACUGGACAUUGGCUGAAUCAUGGCAAAGAGCAUUGCUUGGUGGGAGUAAAAGGAAACCCACAAGGUUUUAACAGAGGCCUUGAUUGUGAUGUUAUAGUGGCAGAGGUCCGCUCCACUAGUCAUAAACCAGAUGAAAUCUAUGGGAUGAUUGAGCGUUUGUCACCAGGUACACGAAAAAUUGAAUUGUUUGGGAGACCACACAAUGUGCAGCCUAACUGGAUAACCCUUGGCAAUCAAUUAGACGGUAUUCAUCUUUUAGACCCUGAAGUAGUUGCACGUUUUAAGAAGCGCUACCCUGACGGAGUCAUCUCCAAACCUAAAAACAUGUGAGGACUGGGCUAGUGAGAGAAUGAACAGCUCUUGGUUGAACCCUGUCACAGGAUUCAAGACUAAAAGAUAGUUUCAAAUGACUGCUUCAGGAACUUUCAUACCCCUUUACAUUUUGCUUCUUCUUUUUUUCAUAAAAAUCCUAAACCAC
Cyprinus carpio (common carp) is the source of this 2060-nucleotide messenger RNA. Its product is annotated as N(6)-adenosine-methyltransferase subunit METTL3-like. NCBI's taxonomy places the organism in Eukaryota, Metazoa, Chordata, Actinopteri, Cypriniformes, Cyprinidae. Gene Ontology annotation, molecular function: mRNA (2'-O-methyladenosine-N6-)-methyltransferase activity; mRNA m(6)A methyltransferase activity. The record is from RefSeq and is a predicted model, not a curated record. Gene Ontology annotation, cellular component: RNA N6-methyladenosine methyltransferase complex; nucleus.